UGUCGACCACUAGACGAGUCAUUUCAGCGGCGGUUAAGUUUGUGAUCAUUUCAAACCCAUUCGCAACGACUAGACAUCAAAUAAUGGACUGCAUUGCAUGGGUUGCGUUGGGAUUCGUAACCCAAAUAACGUUUAUUAAGCGCCUAUAUCAACUAUCACCUGAACAGUUCCUGGCCAUUGAACAUGUCAUG
Molecule: messenger RNA, 191 nt
Organism: Oppiella nova
Lineage: Eukaryota; Metazoa; Arthropoda; Arachnida; Sarcoptiformes; Oppiidae
Source: the annotation of a GenBank genome assembly